This is a messenger RNA of Colletotrichum acutatum, 423 nucleotides long. RefSeq lists its product as uncharacterized. The transcript has 2 exons. Lineage: Eukaryota; Fungi; Ascomycota; Sordariomycetes; Glomerellales; Glomerellaceae. The record is from RefSeq and is a predicted model, not a curated record. Bases 1 to 423 code for a protein of 140 amino acids.
AUGCCAGCUACCAAGAAGCUCGCGACGAGAGCGGCCGUAGAAGACUACGUCGCAGGCUUUAGUGCUGACGAUUUCGCUCGUUUCAGUGGCUAUUAUGCCAAGAAUGCGAUUGAAAGUAUUUCUGAUAUCGUCGCACAUCUCAACAUUCCUGCGCUCGAGGACAAGUCUUUGACUGGAUAUAUUGCUUGGCUCAAGACUAUGCAUACUAUGGUCUCGGAGGAGCUUGUUCCUCAAAAUAUCACUUUCGAACAAUCAGGAAGGCAGGUCAACGUGGAUUAUCACGUCCAACUCAGAGGGCUGGGGGAUUUUAGCACGGAAAAUUUCAACGGACGACUCGGUCCGGUUUCUAGAGGCACUGGCCCUCUAGCGCAGAUGUCGUUGACCUAUCAGCUCAACUCCGAUGGCCAUCUCAUAGGAAUUUAA